Alligator sinensis (Chinese alligator) is the source of this 1388-nucleotide messenger RNA. It is a transcript of the gene DHRSX, whose product is annotated as dehydrogenase/reductase X-linked. The coding region runs from base 203 to 1114 and encodes 303 amino acids. The record is from RefSeq and is a predicted model, not a curated record. NCBI's taxonomy places the organism in Eukaryota, Metazoa, Chordata, Crocodylia, Alligatoridae. The transcript is spliced from 8 exons.
CUGCCACAAACCGAGCGCCCUGGCUUGGCCCCCAGCUCCCCGCGGCGGAUCUCUUGCGCCCCUCCUUCGGGCUCAGGGCACGGAGGAGGGCUGUGCAGCGCUUGGGUGCUGUGGGGAAGGAGCUGUUUUCCCUUUACAAUGUGGAAAAGUUGCUAUAGUGACUGGAGGUUCUGGAGGAAUUGGUUAUCAUACAGCGAAGCAAAUGGCAAGACUUGAUAUGCAUGUUAUAAUAGCUGGAAAUUGUGAAAAUGAAGGCCAAGAAGCUGUGAGGAAAAUAAAAGAAGAAACUUUGAAUGAAAAAGUGAACAGGGGAAAGGAAACAGGGCAGUUUGCAAGCAAUUAUCUGGGGGCAAGAGGAAAAAGAGGAACUGAAGCCAGACAUCAGAUCCUGCUCCUAGAAGUGGAGUUUAUACACUGUGAUUUGGCUUCUAUGAAGUCCAUACAGCAAUUUGUACAACAGUUUGGAGUAAAGAAUUGUCCACUCCAUGUCCUGGUGAAUAAUGCUGGGGUGAUGCUGGUCCCUGAAAGGAAAACAGAGGAUGGGUUUGAGGAGCACUUUGGUGUGAACUACUUGGGACACUUCCUAUUGACUAACCUCCUCUUGGAUAUGCUGAAGCAAUCAGGAACACACAGUCUCAAUGCUAGAGUCAUCUCUGUUUCAUCAGCUGUUCAUUAUGUAGGCGAAUUGCACCUUAAUGAUCUACAAAGCAGAUAUUCGUACUCGCCUCAUGGAGCUUAUGCCCAAAGCAAACUUGCCCUUGUAUUAUUUACCUAUCGACUACAGCAUCUUCUCACAGCAGAGGGAAGCUUUGUGACUGCUAAUGUAGUAGACCCUGGAGUAGUGGAUACUGACCUGUACAGACAUGUCUUCUGGGCUGUAAGAAUGGUCAAACGGAUAACAUCCUGGUUAUUUUUCAAGACUGCGGAGGAAGGAGCUUCAACUUCCAUCUAUGCAGCGGUUUCACCAGAGCUAGAAGGGGUUGGUGGCACCUAUCUUUAUAAUGAACAAAGGACAAAAUCUGUUGAUGUAUCAUAUGAUGAAGAGCUGCAGAGGAAGCUCUGGACAGAAAGCUGCAAGAUGGUUGGGAUUUCUGAUAUAUCCAGAUGUCUCUAAAAGUGCCCACUUGGAGCUGGGAGAAUGUAGUGUGUCCAACAAGCAUCCUUUGGUGAAUGCUUUGCAGCAUCAGCCAUCAUCCUGGAAUUCACUGUUCAGUCCCAAAGGCAAACGUGAACAAGUCUGCUCUUCAUUUGAAACCCUAGUCUUCUAGGGAGUGUGAUGGUGUUGGGGGGAACUAUUCCCACAGAGAUGUGUGUGUGGUGGUUUUAAAUCUAACCAUCAGUUUUGUAACCAUGAUGUUUCAGUCUGUGAUUAAAAAGCAAAAUUUAAC